AUGGCUAGUCCACGUACGCGACGCGUCCUUAAGGACUUGAGGCCUACGAACGAGAAUAAUGUAAGUGUUGUUAUCUAUGAUAAAUUGAAAGCUAAUUAUUGGCGUUUCUAUGUUAUUAUUAUUACUGGUUUUUCAGCAAUGUUUUGAAUGUGGAGCUGGAUGUCCACAAUGGGCAUCUGUUUCGUAUGGUAUUUGGAUUUGCUUGGAAUGCUCUGGCAAACAUCGGUCUCUGGGUGUGCAUCUAAGGUAAGGUCGAUUUUUUCUGUAUUUUAAUAUUUUAGUUUUGUGCGAUCUAUAACUAUGGAUAAAUGGAAGGAUUUGGAGUUGGCCAAGAUGAAAGCGGGUGGAAAUAAACACGCAAGAGAGUUUUUUGAGUCACAAGACGAUUAUAGUCCGACUUGGAACAUACACGACAAGUACAACUCUAAAGCUGCCGCUUUGUUGAGAGACAAGGUAGGUAAUGAUUUUUUAACGCUAUAGAUGAAAUAAGCUUGUUUUUUGUUGAUAUUGUUUUGUGUCUCAUGUGCUUUAAAUUCUUGUUGCGAAUAUUUUUAUCAAUAUAAUGUUGUAGAUAAGUUGUGAAGCAGAAGGCAAGACGUGGUCUGCCGAAAACUCGACUGCUAAUAGCUAUAAAGCUCCGUUAUCUACCCAUUCUUCUUCAAAAAAUUCGACUAAAACCAAACUUAAUGAUAACAACUUUAGCUCUUAUUAUGGCGGCGGAUCUGAUGGAGGUUUUCAGAAUAGCGGAUCUAAUUGGAACACGACACAAAGGUAAGAGUAUUAUAAUUUUUUUGCUAUAUUGUCAUUUUUAGCUUUCAUGAUAGCUAUUUAUGUAUUUUUUGGUGCUUUUCGAAUUGAUUUUGGUUGAUUUUUAGCGGAGAUUCUAAGUUUCAAGGCUUUGGGAAUCCAAAUUAUCAAUCUCAGCCUAAGAGAGACGACGAUUUUAUUAGUGGAGCUAUGUCAUCAUUGAGUAUGGGAUGGUCAAUGUUGAGUAAAGGAGCGUCUAGUGCUGCUGACAUGGCCAAGGACAUAACGUCACAAGCGGGCCAAAAAGCGGCUGAACUUGCCAAUGAAAAAGAUGGUGGAUUGUUCUCCUCGUUGGCGUCCAAAGCUUCGGAAGUUGGCAAAUCGUCAUGGGGAGGCUUAUCAAAUUUUGUCAAGUCACCGUCUCUUCAAGGAUUUGCCGGCGGGUUUUCCAAAAAGUAGGCUUUUUAAAACUUCUUGACGUUUAGGAAUGGAUUAAAGUGGUUAUGUUGGCAAAAAUUUUGCUAUUAAUUUUUUACGGUGUCAGCAUUUUUAUAGGUUUUUAUAUAAAUUUUUCAGUCAGUAUGAAGACCUUGGUACGCCAACAAGUGAAAAACGGCCAGAAUUCCCAUCAAACAAUUCAUUUAGUAACUACAGCCAGGAAUAUCAAAGCUAUAAUUCUGAUUCUAACGCGUAAGUCGUAAUUUUUAAAAAGGUGUAAUACUGGUUUGCUAUAUCUAGCUUCAGAAAUUUAAUGGGAAAAUGUUUAGAGACGCUUUUUACGACGCUCCAGCACCAGAAGAACCAAGAAAGUCUCCACGAUCUAAAAAAUGUGAGUUUUAACGUUGUAUUGUAUUGUUUAAUUUAUAUAGAAUUAUUAUAAAAUUCAAAAUAUUUUGGAAGCAUGUUAUUCGUAUUAUUCGCAAAGUUUUUUAUAAUGCUAAUACUAAAGAUUUUUAGUAUGCGAAUUUUUUGAUAAUCGUAUUUUAGCACGAUCCCCAAAACCGGAUUUAGAACCCAAGCUAAGUGCUCCAAAAACUGCUCAAGCACGAGCCUCCGGAAAAAUCAAAAAACCCGAGCCCGAUGCUUUAAUAUCAUUUGAAUCCGACGUGAAAACGAGUAAAGUGAAAAAAGCGGAAAAGCCUAAGAAUGCUGACGACGAUGCAUGGGAUCUUCUAAAUCAGUAG
Messenger RNA from Bursaphelenchus okinawaensis, 1931 nucleotides. The record is from the annotation of a GenBank genome assembly. Lineage: Eukaryota; Metazoa; Nematoda; Chromadorea; Rhabditida; Aphelenchoididae.